AUGUCAAACACUUUUGCAAACAAAUCAAUUGGGAAUGUAUCUAGUGGAGUGACAAGGCUUCACAUAGUUGAUUUUGGUAUUUUGUAUGGCUUUCAAUGGCCCUGCAUUAUCCAGGGUCUCUCUAAUCGCCCUGGUGGGCCUCCAAAGCUUCGUAUUACAGGUAUAGAUUUUCCCCAAUCGGGCUUUCGGCCAGCAGAGAGGGUUGAGGAGACAGGACAUCGCCUAGCAAAUUAUUGCAAGAGAUUCAACAUUCCCUUUGAGUACAAUGCAAUAGCAAAGAAAUGGGAAACUAUCCAACCUGAUGAUAUUAAGAUUGGCAGAGAUGAAAUGCUUAUUGUUAACUGUUUGUACCGGCUAAGGAAUGUGCCUGAUGAAACGGUAAUGUAUAACAGUCCAAGAGAUGCUGUUCUGAAUUUGAUCAGGAGGUUGAACCCUGCUAUGUUCAUGCACGGAGUUGCAAAUGGGAAAUAUAGUGGCCCCUUUUUUGGUCCACGAUUUCGAGAGGCGCUCUUCCAUUUCUCUGCACUGUUUGAUAUGUUUGAGGCAAACUUGCCACGAGAAGAUGAGGACAGAUUACGGUUUGAGAGAGAGGUUUUUGGAAGGGAAGCCAUGAAUGUGGUAGCAUGUGAGGUUACUGAGAGGGUUGAGAGGCCAGAGACAUACAAGCAGUGGCAAGUUCGGAAUCAGAGGGCUGGUUUCAGGCAGCUCCCACUGAAGCAGGACAUCAUGGAGGAGGUAAGAACUAAGAAGCUGCGCUACCACAAGGAUUUUGUGGUAGGUGAAGACGGCAACUGGAUGUUGCAGGGUUGGAAGGGGAGGAUUAUUUAUGCUCUCUCCUGUUGGAAGCCUGAUCAGGACUAA
Molecule: messenger RNA, 861 nt
Organism: Ilex paraguariensis (yerba mate)
Lineage: Eukaryota; Viridiplantae; Streptophyta; Magnoliopsida; Aquifoliales; Aquifoliaceae
Source: the annotation of a GenBank genome assembly